CUUCUCAUCCCCAUCCCCGUCCCUGACCUCUUUCCCACCAUCCUUCUCUCUGGGGGCCAUGGCGAAGAUGAGGUGGCCCCGCCCUGUCACUGAUGUAACCUGUUGUCAUUACGUCACCGCCACGCCCCCUCCGCCCUUUCCCCUCCCCCAAGACUGUGGGCCUGAUCCCUGCCUCUGCCCCUGCCCCUGCCCCAGCGAAGGGUCCUCCCUUCCCACGUGUGCCAGGAUCCCCGGAGGCGCCACCGUCAAUGGUCUUGAUCACCUACUUCCUGUGUCUGCCGACCUAGCUGCGGGAUCCCUUCCCCCCGCUGCCCCUGGGGCCUGGGUCCUUGCUGAGAGCCCCAGACAGAGCCGGGGAGACCCGCCCUUGGCUUUGGGGAUGGCCGUCCCCCUGAACUCCCACGUCCUGGGCCCCCAGGAGCACUUCGGCCUCCUCAGUCUGAAGGUGAUGGACGACAUGCCCGAGGAAGAGGAAUUCAUCCCUGGGGGGGAGGACUUUGACACAGACUACGAUGCCUUCUGCCAAGGCCUCACCGAAGAUCUGGGAGACCCGCACGAAAGGGCGGAACAGUUCCUGACCAUCAUGCUUGGCAACGUGGAGACCUGGAUGAAGUUACAGCACCUGGAGCCCAGCGAGGAGGAGCUGUUCCUGGAGGACUCCCCGACCCAGCUACUGGAGAAGAAAGAUCUGCUUUCCCAGGACCUCGCUUUCCACGAGGAGUGGAACCCCGAAGAGGAGGUGGAGGAAAUGUCAGCCGAGUUCUUGGCCUCCAGGUCCCAGGAGCCCGUGACGUUCCAGGAUGUGGCCGUGGACUUCACCCAGGAGGAGUGGAGGCAGCUGGGCCCUGCCCAGAGGGACCUGUACCGGGACGUGAUGCUGGAGAACUACGGGAACCUGGUGUCCCUGGGACUUGUGGUAUCCGAACCUAAUGUCAUCUAUCAUUUGGAACAAAAGAAAGAGCCAUGGCUACUGGAUCUACAGGGAAGUGACAAGACAAAGGUACUAAAAGACACCUGUCCAGACCAGAGCACCCAAACUGAGGGCAAGGUAAAGUCUUCUUCAAAGAAAGGCACAUCUAAAAAAAGGUCCCUUCAGGGGCCAGUAAUGGAAAAACCCACAAGGGAUAGUCCCUUGAACUCCAAGUUGAGAGUAACCAGUCAGUGUGAAGGUAUGUUGAAGAGAAAAAAGAAAAGAAGCCAGGAGAAACUCUAUGAAUGUAGUGAAUGUAGAAAAGCCUUUAAUUACUUCUCUGCUUUUAUUCGACAUCGGAGAAUUCACACUGGAGAGAAGCCCUUUGAAUGUGGUGCAUGUGGGAAGACCUUCAGCCAGAACACAUGCCUUACUGUACAUCAGAGAAUCCAUACUGGAGAGAAACCCUACGAAUGCGAUGAAUGUGGGAAGAUCUUUAGUGAUAGCUCAACCCUUAUUCGGCAUCAGAUCAUUCACAAUAUAGAGAAACCUUAUAAAUGUCAUGAAUGUGAGAAAUCCUUCAGUUAUUGCUCAGCCCUUAUUCGGCACCUUCGGAUUCACACUGGAGAGAAGCCCUAUGAAUGUAAUGAAUGUGGGAAAGCCUUCAGCCACAGCACGUGCCUUACCCAGCAUCAGAGAACUCACACUGGAGAGAAGCCCUAUGAAUGUAAUGAAUGUGGGAAAGCUUUCAGCCAGAAUUCAUCCCUAUAUUACCACCAGAGGACUCAUACUGGAGAGAAACCCUAUAAAUGCAAUGAAUGUGGGAAAGCCUUCAGUUACCAUGCAUCCCUCACUCAACAUAAGCAAACACAUACUGGAGAAAAGCCCUAUGAAUGUAGUGAAUGUGGGAAAACCUUCAGUCGAAGCACAUAUAUUAUUGAACAUCAAAGAAUUCAUACUGGAGAGAAACCCUAUGAAUGUACAGAAUGUGGGAAAGCCUUCAGAUACUGCUCAGCUCUUACUCAACAUCAGAAAAUGCAUACAGAAGAGAAACCCUAUGAAUGCCGAGAAUGUGGAAAAGGCUUCCACUUCUACUCAGCUCUUAUUCAGCAUCGGAAAACUCAUACUGGAGAGAAACCUUAUGAAUGUACUGAAUGUGGAAAAGCCUUUAUCAGGAGUACCUGCCUUACCCAACACCAGAAACUUCACACUGAAGAAAAAUCCCAUGAAAACAGCGAAUUGAGGAAAGUCUUUGGCCAAAGCUCAUCCCAUCCUGAAAAGCAGAGAAUUAAAACUGGAGGGAAAUCCUAUGAAUGCAAUGAUUGUGGGAAAAUCUUUAAGUAUUUCUCAAUCCUCUCUCAACAUCAGAAAACUCAUACUGGUGAAAAACCCUAUGAGUGUAAUGAAUGUGGGAAGACCUUUAGCCGGAGCACAUGCCUUACCAAACAUAAUAGAACCCAUACAGGUGAGAAACCCUAUUUAUGCAGUGUAUGUGGGAAAGCAUUCAGUCAAAACUCAUCUCUUACAGAACAUCAGAGAAUUCAUACUGGAGAGAAACCCUAUGAAUGCAGUAAAUGUGGGAAAGCCUUUAGCCGGAGUACAUUCCUUACUCGUCAUCAGCAAACUCAUACUGGAGAGAAGCCCUAUGAGUGCAGUGAAUGUGGGAAAACCUUCAGCCAGAGGUCAUCUCUUUUUUACCACCAGAGAACUCACACUGGAGAAAAACCAUAUGAGUGCUUUGAAUGUGGGAAAUCCUUCAGCCGCAGCACAUUCCUUACUCAGCAUCAGAGAAUUCAUACUGGAGAGAAACCCUAUGCAUGUAGUGAAUGCGGGAAUACUUUCAGUAGGCGUGCAGCCCUCACCAAGCAUCAAAAACUUCACACUGAAAAGUAAUCCUAGGGUCUCUUGGCUAACCUGCAUGGCCCUGGAUUACAAGUGUGACUGAAGCUGCUGGAUUUCCUCUAAUGAAGCCCAUUUCGGAGAUCCUCGGAGAGUUGAGCCCCUCCUGAGGAGACAAUGUCCCCCAGACAAACUCUCAGCUGGAGAAACCCUGGUUGACAGCUGACUCCCAAAGACCUGGCUCUGUUUGCCUUCCCCUUCACUCCCAGCCCCGGCUAGCUCCCAAGAGUCAAAAUAUGGGUUGGUGUUUCUAGGGAUCAGGGCUUGUCCUAGAAGGAAACGACUUAGACCUCUAGCUGGGGCAUCCCUCCAGAGCCUAGUUUCCUGGCUGUCUAGCCAGGAAGGUGGAGACCUGGGUGAAGUCCCAGCAUCCAAAGCCCAUUUAGCAGGCAGUUUGACUCAGAAACUUGACAAGAGUGGCGAGAGGUAUGGAUGGGUAUGGGAGGCCCUGGAGAUAUCCAGGGCAUGAAGUAAACUUGGCACCUGGUGUUGGGGGGAAGGAACCUUGGAUCAAGUCCAGGACAUGAGCACCUCCCUGCCUCAGGCUGUGGUGGGAGGGAAGGGUGGGGGGAGAUGGAGAGGGAAGAUGGGGAGGGAGGGAGAGAUGAAGGGGAAGACAUGGGGGGAAGAGAGAAAGGAAAGGGGGAGGGGGAGAGAAGGUUGGAUUCUCCUCUUGAACCCUCUGGAUCACAUCUGUCCCACUUCAUGUACAGUCAGGUCCCCGGGAGCCAUGUUUAGAAGUGCAUUCUUCAUUGAGAUCAUGUGGGAGAGAUCUUCUCCUUCCAAACAUCUUUUCGAUCCAGAUCUCAAAUCGACGGUUUUCCACCUAUCACUUCGGUGAUUUCGUUUGUCGCCUUCCCAGAAUCAGAGGAAGUCCCUAAGGCUCGUACUAUUGUCCCCUUUUACCGUUAAGAUGAAUAAGGCUACUGAAUUUCCCAAGACCAUAAGACAAGUUAGUGAUGUCGGAAGCACAUCCUUCAGGUAAAUUUCCUUGGUUAGGCAGGGCCACACGUGACUCUUCACAGAGCUGAUUUCGCCAGAGAACCCAGAAAAUGGAUCCUUGAUAUAUACUGGGUGAGGGGAGGGGGGGAGUCUGAGUUAGCAAAAGUAAUAUUUUCCUUCAUUAAAAUCGUCUAACCCAAGGGAUCCUGGAUGCCCCCUUGUAGGAAUCCCCCUGCUACAUCCCGGAUUGGCAGUUAUCCAUUUUCUGCUUGAAUCUUUCUGAUGAAAGGGAGGUCGUGACUUCCUAAAACAGCUCAUUCCAUUCUUGGAGAGGCUCUCAUUGUUUGAAAACUCUUCAUGAUGAGGCCAAAGUGAAUUCUCCCCUUUCCAGUUAGAGACCUGAAUGAGGCUUCCCAGAAGGGCGGGUGAUUCUGCCCCCUUGGCAGGUAUUGAGUCGUUCCUCACCCCCAUCCUCCAUGAGAUCUCAUGAGGAUCCAUUGAUGUUUAAAUGGGAGCCAUUACUAGAUAGGCUGGAUCUCAGUCCUCCCAGAAGGGAGGGAAUGGCUUAGCCCACUUCUCCCUCGCCUUGAGCGAACAUCGGAGAGCUUUAGCUUCAUGCUGGCGCCAUUUAGGGCUUCUGUUUCCCUUGCCCUGGUUGUCAUUGACUUGCCACUGGAUUUGGAUGAGUCUGAGAGAGUGAGGCUGAAAUCCCACUCGCUCUAGAGUCAAGCCAUCACCUGUGAGGCCACUGGGCCUCUUCACAGUGGAGGAUGGAGCCACAGCUCUGAUUUUAUCUUCCUUAGGUGAUGCAGAGGCUAGGAUGUUGGAUUUGGACUCAGGCAGACCGGAGUUUGAGCUCUUAGCCUCAGUUUCCCCCUAUGUCAGAUAGGGGUAAUAGCAACAGUACCUACUUCACAGGGUUGUUGCAAGUAUCAAAUGGGAACACACGGACACAGGGUCUUUCCCCUAGUUGUCCUUUGCUAGUGUAGAAAAAAUGUUUUUGGUCUGGUCCUGUGAUUUCAUCAGUAUAGAAAGAGUCCUGAUAUAAUCAGCAGAGUGAGGCACUCUGGAGAGUUGCUUAGAGCACUCAGAGAUUAAUUGAUUUACCAGGGGCUCCCCAGCCAGCCAGCCAGUGUGGGAGGAAGACGGGACUUGAGGCUGGCUCCUCUGGCCGCCCUUGAUUCCUGGGCAGACAGACAUGGAGGAGAGAUAGUUGGAAGCAGCAUCCUGGAAACACAGAAAUGCGCUGAUAGCCCAGACCAAGAGUCGGGGAGAAGCUGCUUUGGUCUCUUCAUUGGAGAAGAAGGGACAAGCUCUGAGGCUUUCAUUCCUUCUAUAAGGACCAGUGCCUGGAAGGUGAAGAGGUACAUUUCUGCUCUAUGUAAGGAAAACACUUUCUCAUAAUUAGAGCUCUCUAAAAGCGAAUGAGGCUGCUUCUACAGGUAGUGAGUUCCCCAUGCUGGAAGGUCAUCAAGCAGAAGCCAGAGGGAUGACUACUUGUGGAGGAUGAUGCUCUAGAAAGGACUGGUUGGACUGGAUGACCUGUGAGGCCCCUCCUGCCAUGACUCUACUCGGAGCCGGUAGAGGGUAUAGAGGACAGUCCACUUGGCUGAGGGUCUCUCUGGGUGGCCUCCUCCAGGACUGUGUAAUCCCGCCCUCCCGCCUGGGUGGCUGGGUAAGAAGAGGGCGGGCCUUAGUGAGCCCCGCCUACAUCAUCAGCCCCCCCCCCCCCCUCGGGUGGCCAACUCCUUGGCUGCUUUCUCAGUCCUAAUCACACUCGUAAAUCAUCCAUUCGAAUUAAUCUGACGGCGCCCCCUGCUGGCUGUGGGCCCAAAGUCCAGCCCGCUUCUUACGCACCAGAUGGGGGUUCUUUGCCGGGGUCCCAUGUGUAGAUUUUGGGGGAUCCAUGAGCCGGGAUGCUGACCCCCCACCACACACUCUCCAUCUUUAGUUCCAACAGCCCUCUCGCUGAAAUUGAGCCUUUCCUUCCAUUACAAAAGUUAGACAAUAUUGUGAAGGGCUCCAUCAGGUCGCCAUUGUGACUUCGUCUCAUCUCCGCGCAGUAGUAAAGUAGCGCCGGUAAAGAGCCUCCUCUUUGUAAGUCGCAGCUGCGCAGACUCCCACCCUGGCAUGCAGGCUCUUCUGCAGCCGGACACCCCCUUCCUUUCCAGCCUUCCGUCAUAAGCUUCCCCUUCCGGCCCUCGGCCCCGCCCCCAGCCCCGUCCCUGAGCUCUUUGUGCUUCGAGUGUGCCAUGUUUUUUCUCAGCCCAUUCAAUGCCACCCUUCAGAGAGCUUUCCCCAGUUGUUGACCAGCUUCCUCCUGAUCUCGGCUGGCACCUCGCUCUAGAAGUCUCCGACGACCUACGACACCCCCGAGUGCCGCCCAAAAUGGAACUGGGGACCAUUUGGCGACCUGAAGAAAAAGCCGGCCCAAACCUAGAUGAUGCUUCGGGAGAGACGAAGCCAUCCGCCGUCAGCGGGGGUCCUUGGGUAGUCCUGGUGGCCGUAUCCCAUUUGUUUGAGUUUGGUAGCGUUGCGCCGCACUUCUGUGAUGUCUGUACUGUGACUGCCGUGUUUGCGUCCCAUCCCUCCUUGAGGGCAGGGAGUACACCUUGCCGAAACCUUGUACUUCCGUGCCAGCACACGAUGGAUAUUCAAUAAAUGUUGGCUAUAUUGUUCCAUU
Monodelphis domestica (gray short-tailed opossum) is the source of this 6434-nucleotide messenger RNA. RefSeq lists its product as uncharacterized. Gene Ontology annotation, biological process: regulation of DNA-templated transcription. The record is from RefSeq and is a predicted model, not a curated record. Gene Ontology annotation, molecular function: RNA polymerase II cis-regulatory region sequence-specific DNA binding; DNA-binding transcription factor activity, RNA polymerase II-specific. Lineage: Eukaryota; Metazoa; Chordata; Mammalia; Didelphimorphia; Didelphidae.